ACACUCUAUUCCUCUGUUUGCGGAAUUGUCUUCACCUCCUGAAGCCUACAAAUGGGAAAGUCUGCAGAACUUCUCUUAUUUUCAUUAGUAACUAUCUGUUCUACAGUCUGGAUGUCAGCUGAGCCUAUGAUGAGAAGCUAUGGGCCUGUCUUCGAAGAGCAGCCACACAAUGUCCUUUUUCCAGAACGGUCAACAGAGGAGCAAAUUUUGUUGGUGUGUCGAGCACGAGCGACUCCGCCUGCAAAUUAUAGGUGGAAGAUGAAUGGAACAGAGAUCAAAAUAGAGCCAGAUUCACGAUACAGGUUAAAUGGUGGCAACUUGGUAAUAAGAAAUCCAGUGAAAGCUAAAGAUGCUGGGUCCUACCAGUGCAUAGCAUCCAACUCAAUGGGCAAAGUAAUAAGUAGAGAAGCUUCUGUUCACUUCAGCUAUCUGCAGGAAUUCUCUACGGAAGAAAGAGAUCCAGUGCGUGCUACGGAGGGCUGGGGGGUGAUGUUGACCUGCAGCCCACCACCACACUAUCCAGGACUUGAAUAUCGCUGGUUUGUGAAUGAAUUCCCAAACUUCAUUCCAGCAGAUGGCAGGCACUUUGUCUCUCAGACAACCGGAAACCUUUACAUUGCUAAGACUGAGUCUUCUGAUCAUGGCAGCUACUCCUGUUUCGCUACCGGCCAUAUUGGCUCUGUUAAAAGGAAUGUUUUUAGCACGUCUUCUCAACUCAUUCUUGUGAGAGAAGAUACCAGACCUCAUGCCCCAAUCAUUAAAGCCAAGUUUCCUUCUGAUACCUACGCUCUGACUGGACAAAUGGUGGCUUUGGAGUGUUUUGCCUUUGGGAACCCUGUCCCUCAAAUAAAAUGGCGAAAGGUAGAUGGUAGCCAGUCCUCCAGAUGGAUCUCAACUGAACCUGUCCUGCAGUUUCAAGAGGCUGGCUUUGACGAUGAAGGCACUUAUGAGUGUGAAGCUGAGAAUGGCCAAGGAAAAGACACUUUCAAGGGCCGCCUCAUUAUCCAAGCUCAGCCAGAAUGGCUAAAAGUCAUCACAGACAAAGAAGCUGAUAUUGGAUCAAAUAUCCACUGGAGCUGUGCUGCAGCUGGCAAACCAAGGCCUACAUUAAUGUGGCUACGGAAUGGGCAACCAUUAACUUCCCAGAAUCGCAUUGAAGUGAAUGGUGGAAAUUUAAAGAUAUCAAAGUUAACAGUGGAAGACUCAGGGAUGUACCAGUGUAUAGGAGAGAACAAACAUGGCAAAAUCUAUGCAAGUGCAGAAUUGUAUGUCCAAGCCUUUGCUCCAGAUUUUCGACUAAACCCUGUUAGACAAUUGAUACCAGCAGCUCGAGGUGGAGAAAUUAUUAUUCACUGUCAGCCCAGAGCUGCCCCAAAGGCUCUAAUACUUUGGACCAAAGGCACUGAACUGCUGAGGAACAGUUCCAGCAUAACUAUUACUCCAGAUGGCACCCUGAUCAUUCAAAAUAUUAGCAAGCCCGAUGAAGGGAAAUACACUUGCUUUGCUGAGAAUUUCAUGGGCAAAGCAAACAGCACAGGAAUUCUGUCAGUCCGUGAUGCUACUAAAAUCACUCUUGCACCAUCCAGUGCUGACAUCAACUUAGGUGAAGAUAUUACCCUCCAGUGCCAUGCCGCCCAUGACCCAACAAUGGACCUCACUUUUACUUGGUCCCUGGAUGACAUUUUAAUUGACUUCAGCAAGUCUGAAGGCCAUUACAAACGAGCUAGUAGAAAAGAGAAUAUUGGAGAUCUUGUGGUCUUGAAUGCUCAACUGAAACAUGCUGGCCGAUAUACUUGCACAGCCCAGACAGUGGUGGACAGUGCCUCUGAAUCAGCUAUGCUAGUUGUAAGAGGUCCUCCAGGCCCUCCUGGGGGAUUGGUGGUGAGAGACAUCAAGGACACCACAGUACAGCUAAGUUGGAGUCAAGGUUCUGCUAACCACAGCCCCAUAGCUAAAUAUGUCAUCCAGGCCCGCACCCCACUCUUUCCACAAUGGAAGCAAAUGCGUACCAAUCCCAUAAAUAUCGAAGGCAAUGCAGAAACAGCCCAAGUUGUCAACCUUAUACCAUGGAUGGAUUAUGAAUUCCGUGUCCAGGCUAGCAACAUCCUUGGUAGUGGAGAGCCCAGUGGGCCAUCUACUAAAAUUCGAACCAAAGAAGCUGCCCCUACUGUUGCACCAUCAGGACUUAGUGGAGGAGGAGGAGCACCAGGGGAACUCAUUAUCAAUUGGACACCGAUGCAACGAGAAUACCAAAAUGGAGAUGAUUUUGGAUAUAGGCUUUAUUUCCGGAAAGAAGAUACCCAGUCCUGGAAGAUUGCAACUGUGCCUCAUGCAGAAUCCGUACAUUAUGUUUUCCGCAAUGAGAGCAUUGCUCCCUAUACACCAUUUGAAGUGAAGAUCAAGGCCUUCAAUAGGAAGGGAGAGGGCCCAGAAAGCCUAGUAUCUAUUGUGCAUUCUGCAGAAGAAGAACCAAGAGUGGCUCCCUCUAACGUUACAGUCAAGGCAGUAAUGGCCACAGAAAUGGAUGUUUCCUGGAAUUCUGUGGAACAUCAUGAUAUGAACGGAGUCCUCUUGGGUUAUGAGAUCCGAUACUGGAAACAUGGUGACAAAGAAGAAGCUGCUGACAGAGUAAGAACAGCAGGUCUUGUCAACUUGGCACAUGUGACUGACCUCCAUCCCAAUACAAAUUACCAUGUGUCAGUCAGAGCAUACAAUGGGGCAGGAACUGGGCCAGCAAGCUCCCCCACGAGUUUCUGGACAAAAAAGCCACCACCAAAAAUGCUGCCUGGCAACAUUACCUGGACAUUUUCCAGCUCCAGCGUAAGCAUUAAGUGGGAUCCUGUGAUUGCCAAAGCAGAUGAAUCUGUUGUCACUGGUUACAAGAUGCUGUAUCAUCCUGAUAUACACUCAGCUCCUGUUCUAUACAUAGCCAAUAAUAAUUGGAUUGAGAUCCCAAUCCAAGAAGAUUCAACUCAUGCAUUGGUGCAAAUUAGGACAACAGGCCCAGGUGGAGAUGGUGAUCCAGCAGAUGUACACAUUCUGAGGAACAGUGGCACAAGUAUGAUGGUGGACAAUUCUUCAGGUCACCCAGUGCUUCAUACAAUGGUUGCGCUAACUCAUGCAUUAAUAAUGUUUGCCCUGAUUGGCUCCUCGGAGCUCUGAUAUUAACCACUAAAGUGGAAAGUUAUUACAUAAAAUUUUUCAUAAUCUAGCAAAUCCACAGUUCACCAUUUGGACUACAAAUUUCUACCACAACUAUCUAAUUAUAGACAGUACUUAGUGGAAAAGAACUUGAGAAGAAAAUAUACUUUUUUCUUUCUUUUUUAAAGAAUGUAUAACAUUUCAUACAAGACCUGAGUCUUUGAUCAAUCAGAUUUUUUAAAACUGACAAAACAAGAGGUGAUUUCUGGAAACUGGAUGUGUCUUUCAUAUUACUGUAUUCAGUAGAUUUUUCUGCCUUACAAAGCCAUGUGCAAAAGUAAUGACACUUAAAACUUGAUCUUUUUUUUAAAGUACAAGAAACAAAGGACAAAUGAGAAUAAAUGCAUAUCUUCCAAGAGAAGAUGUCUCAAAGGAUGAGCAUGUUCUGUAUCAUUCCCAACUGCAGCCAGUAUCGUGCCAAGGAAUCCAGUAUUUCAUGUUCAAAUGGAACUUAUUGAGGGGCAAUAUUGUCUCAAUAAACUUUUUUCAAGGCAUCUGGCUGGAGGAGACAAGCCAAUAGAAACUGUCAGAUAUCUCACACUGCACAGACUUUUGAUGAACAAAAAAAUGUUAAAUCUAGUUUGCUGAAAGUGGGAUAUUGAUGGCUCGCUGGUGAAACCAAAAAGUAAUAAUAAUUUGCCUUGUACUUUGGCUUUUACUUUGCAUUUCCUGUGAUCAUUCAUCUGUGAUUCUUGAAGAGGUACAUUAUUUAUGCGUUCAGACUCAAAAACAGUUCAUUGGUUAUUGCAUUUUCUUAUGGUUUCUCAAUAGUGGGAGUUUUAUGGCAGUAAGGAACGCUUUGGAAAUGGAUCAUAAAGACAUUUGAACAAGGAACUCUUACUCCCCCUUGUCAGGAGAUACAUGGUAUCAUUUAUCCAAAGUUCCUCAACCCAAUUUUAAGGUGAAAAAAAUUGAGUUGACAUGGUAGUUAAAAACAAUGAUUAACACUUUAACUUGAGUUUAAUUUUGCCAAACGACAGUAUUAAUUUUUCAGAUUGUUCUUCAGAAAUUUAAUUUUGCUAGCAAUGGAUUUAUCUGCUCAGUUGUUUUUGGCAUAAAUUAUAUAAGGAAGGGGAGAUUCCCAAUAUCAGUCUUGAAAUACUACUAUACUUUUCUAAAACACCAUCCUGCUUUCCUGAAUUCAGCAGAAUAGACUGCUGAAUUUUUUUCUGAAUGGAAAUUUUCCAACUACAGCAAAACCUUGAUGUAGCAAACCAUUUGGCAAGGCAGGGGUAUCCUUUACCCAUGCAUGUUUGUUAAAUCUGAAUGUACAUUAUUUGAAUCAAUUUAUGACAGUUUAUAAUAUUUCAUAAUUAUAUGUUAAGUAAUGGGAAUAAAUUGAUAGAAUGAUGUAAAAUGACAGUAGUUAUAAAUGUAAGUGAAUUUAGCAGACUGCUUCAGAUAGACUUAAUGGACUUAAUCUGCUUUGGAGAGAUGUUUGGAUGUUUGCAAAUUUAAAGUUUGUUAAGUCCAUUAAAUCGAGGUUUUACUGUACAAAGAAGCUUCCUUUGUCUUUUCCCUUAUCAAAUCUUACGUGUAAUAAAGGAACUGAAGGCUUAAUGUUCCACAUUUCUAUUUAGGAUAAGGUCCUAUUAUAUAUUCACAACUACAUUUCCAAGGACUGUUUGGCCCUCAGAACAACCAUAAUUACCUAAUAAUAGCCAAAGCUCAGUGUGGUGUUGCCCAUCAUUUUUAAAUGUGAAGCAAUGGAAAACAUAGGGUCAACCCUAGACAAGAUUUUUAAAAUAUAAUUCUCUAAAUUAUAUGCAGAAAAUUUUAUAAAGAGAAAGAUCGAGGAAAAAGUAGAAGUUUGAACUUUGAACACAUCCUUUUCUGCACAUUCAUCCUUUCUCAUAUGCAGCUUCUUGUCACUAGAAAAUUACCAAACAUUAACAUAAAAGAUGCAUUCUGUAGAUGAGGAAGAUUAUGUGCCAUCUGGCCAUUAUCAACUCUUACUGGCAACAGUUUUCUCCAGGAGGAACUUGUCCUAUCCUGGUCCUUCAGCUUUUCCAACAGUGCACUUUGCUCUCUUCAUUUUCUUCUUCUCUUUCCUUCCACCUUUCCCAGUAUUAGCGCCUUCUUCAGAGAUCUGGGUGUUAACAUAAUAUGUCUGAAGUAGGACAGUUUGAGCCUGGAUUAAUUGAUUUGUUUGAUGACACAUUGAUUUGUUUUCCUGGCUGCCUACAAUAUAAUGAGGCAUCUUUUCCCACAUCAAAGCUCAAAAGCGUCAAUACUUUUGCUAGCUUGCUUCUUCAAAGUCCAACUUUUACUUCCAUAUAGAAUCAUAGGUAAUACCAUGGCUUGCAUGAUUUUGAUCAUUGUAGAUAUAGGCAUAUCAAGCAUUUGAAUACCUUUUCAAAUCUGCUAUGAAUGUUCUGCAAAGUGCUAGUCUGUGGCAUAUUUCUGGACUGUUUCUUUAUUUUGAUGGUUGAUCUUAAAAAGCAGAAAUUAUCCACCACUUUGUUAUCUUCGUUGUCAAUAAGACUAACUGGUCUAUUUAUUGUAUUUGAUUGCAUUUAUUUAUAUUUUAUUGUAGUCUCAUUUUUCACUGUUCUCCUUGACUUUUAUUACUAGGUCUUGCAAAUCCUUUGCAUUUUGGCUAUUAUUAUCAGCAUAGCACUGAUUAUUGAUGUUUCUUCCACCAGUUUUGAAUGUUAAUCUUCUUCUUAUCUAGCUGCUUAAUAUAUAUUUAGCUUAUAGGUUAAAUAAAGAAGGGAAUACAUACAGCCUUGUUGCAUUUAGUUGUCAACCUGGAGCCAGUCUGUUCCACUAUAUUCUGGCUGUACUGUGUCUUCCUGAUCUUUCCAUAAGUUUCUCAUGAGAAUAAGAUGUUGUGAGGGCCGCAUUUUUCUUAGCACUUUCUACAACUUGCUGUGACCAACACCAUCAAAGGUUUUCUAUGAAGCACAUUGUGACUUCUUUUUGGUAUUCUUUGGCUUUCUCAAUUCUGCAGCAUGAAUCAGCAAUAAUGUUCCUUGGUCUUUUCUAAAACCAGCUUGGACAUCUUUUUCAGUGUAGGGCUCGAAUCUACAACAAAUGAUCCUAAGCACUAUUUUGUUAGCAUGUGAAAUUAAUGAUAUUGUAUGAUAGUAUGCACUCUUUGUUAAGUCUCCCUUUUUUGGUAUUGGAAUGCAAAUUGACUUAUUCUAGUCUAUUGGCCAUGUUCAGGGUUUUUCCAGAUACACAUUUUCUAUUCCCGUUCUUUCUCUGGGAACAUCUUUUAUUUUCUGUUAUUAAAAACUAGAAUUCAUAAGAUACCCAUAGGGCAAUCCAAGUAGAAUUCCUCAUGACUAAAACUGAUUGUUCAUAUUAUAAAGUAGCAAACUAUUAUUCCCUUGUUUCUAAUAAUCUUCUAAUGCCUCACUAAACUGAGAGCUUAAAGGGCGGUUGGUAAAAAUCCUACCUUAGUUUUGGAUUUUGAUGUGCUUGGGGAGUAUUACAUAUCUAUGCCAUUAUAUAUCUUGUUAUCUUAUGCAUUGGCUGGCAGCAUGAGGGCAGCAACUCAUUCAGUUAAGAAUAUCUUAAGCAUAAUUAUAAUAGCUUGUGCUAUUUUGCCAAGUUCUGGCUUUCAAUUUCAAGGAGAACAUUUAGCUCCAUUAGAAAGCCUGCUCAUGCCCCACUUUUUAAAAUAUUGACUUUGGCCCACAGUCACUCAGCUACUGUUACUGCACCAUGAAUGUAGGACACCUAUUUUUUCAAGGUAGGCUUGAAAAGGUAAGAAUAUCGACAAGCCAGCCAAGGUAAGAGGUGAAGUGGUGGUAUGCAGUUCUUCAUACCUAGAAUGAGAUACUUCAUAUGUGCCUGCAUGUGCAUUUCCAGUACCUAAGAAUGUAGGAAAUAUUUCCUUCUGUUUGAGGGAGAGAAAAAAGAUACAAGCACUUCAAGAAAGGAAGGGGAAAAUUGAUCAUGGCUCACUGGCCUCAUGUUUAUUCAGAUUCUUAGUUUUUGCCAGCAAGCUAGCCUCCAGGCUGGUGCUAUAAUAACAAGCCCAGCAUUAAUAGCACAUUGACGAGAGUACCAAAUUGAUACCUAAUGCUCCCUCAAACACCAUUUCAAUAGCUAUACUUUCUUCAACCUAUACAAAUUAAGAGUUAUUCCAUUUUACUACAACCUCACCAUAUUUUGAAAAAAAAAAUAGUUGAUCUAAAAUAACCCCACCCGCAUAUAUUCAGAUUUUUUCAAAAACGUUAGAGAAAUUGUUUAUUUUGACACAAAACGCUGAGAGUUUAGCAAAGAAUCUUGCCCCUUAUUACAGUAACAUCCUAACAUGGUAAUAUAUAUAUUGUUUUGACAUUUCAGACAUUUUCCAGAAUUGGAAUUUGCCUCUCCUGCCUAUUAAUCUUCAGAAACUAUAAAUAAAUAAAUCAUGGAGUAUAAGAUGAUAGAGGUGUUAUAAUUGGGGUGUAAUUAUGAGGCUAUCAAGUUAUGUAAAACACUGCUGAAUCUAAGAAACAGUUCAAUUCACUAUUCCAUACCCCUACUAUUAGCAUAUAAGAAACAGCUUGCUGAUUCAGAUCAAGGUCCAUCUUAAUUCAAUAUUUUGUUUUCAUGAUGGCCAAUUAGAUACCUGGUAAGAUAGUUUCUCACAAAUAGCAGAUGAGAUAUGCCCUUCUCCUAGAGUUGUUUCCCCUGCAGAAUUCAUAGACGAAUCUUUCAAUCACUCUUAAUUUUUAAAAACUCAAGGUUACUUUUCAGAUGUGGGGGGGGGCAUUGAAAGAUCUGUCCAUCAUGAAUGUAUGCAAUACUUUUUAAAGGCUAUCCAAAAUAGUGGUCAUCAUCACACUUUAUGGAGAUUGUCUGACUAGCAACAACUCACUGGUGAUGUGAAGCAUUCUGCUAGGCCUUCAAUUUAAAAAGUUUUCAUAAACUAGAAACAACUGAGAAUUAAUUUGAGAUUUCAUGCAGGUGCCCUAUCACAAAAUAUGAUCACUUCAGAGCCAUCAUCAAUAACUCUGCCCUGCAGAUUAAGAAACCAAGAUUAAAAUAGACUUUAGCCAAAAUUCAGUCUGGGAAUUUAAAUGUUUUUAACCUAACAGUCAUAUCUUGAACCUGUCAAAUGCGUUAAUAUCUCUGCCAUAUAGUUAUAGAUUGCAGUCCAGAGGCAUAAAUGCAAAGAAAAAAGGGCAAAACUUAUAAAUUAAGCAGAGGUAGCAGAAUUCAGAAGUUCUCUCCUUUCACUGUAAAAUGUGAAACACUCUGAAAUGAUAGGCCAUUCAUUCACUAUUUUAUAAGAAAGCAGAUGCUUCAUUGCAAGGAGUUUACAUCUGUCUUCCCUGGGCAUCAAAAUGGUUUUUGAUGUCCAGGGUUCAGAUUUUUAAAAAGGGGAAAUGCAAAAUAGUCCAGUUCCUAGUAAUGCUAAUGAUUAUUUAUUUUCAUCAAAAAAAUUCUGUUUGAAUAACAUGAAAAUUAAAGAAACACAGAAUAAGUUAUCUAGUGUUAUGUAUUAGUAUUUUACCAAUAUUUUUCUACUUGUAUUUUGUUCAAGAAGUCCUGUUGUCAUCCAACUCUGUUGUGUUUGGUACAGUAGAGCUUUGCCACUUUUCAAGAACAUGAAAAAGGUUUUCCUUGCUUGUAAAGGAGAUACAUAUGAAUGUAUGUACAUAUGAAUAAUAGGAGGAGAUGUGCUCUAAUCCUGGCUUUAAAAAUGCUAAGUUUUCAGAUAUUUGUAUAAUGUUCCUUCGCUUAUUAUCUUAUGAGGGUAUAUGGAAUGCUCUUGUCUCUCUUCCAUGUAAGGGAUCAAUAAAAAAAAAUUAGAUCAACUUUUUCUGAUAUAAAUAAAAUAGUAUUCUCCAUUUAGAAACUUCCUCCUUGAGAGCUAAUGGAGUAUAACAAUAAGAGCCGUGGUGGCGCAGUGGUUGGAAUGCAGUACUGCAGGCUAUUUCUGCUGUCUACUGGCUGAC
This is a messenger RNA of Thamnophis sirtalis, 9101 nucleotides long. NCBI's taxonomy places the organism in Eukaryota, Metazoa, Chordata, Lepidosauria, Squamata, Natricidae. The record is from RefSeq and is a predicted model, not a curated record.